CAGCAGAACGUAUAUCAGGCGAUAUACGACGGUGUCUGCCAAGCCAAGCCGUGCUAUUUCAAGCCCUUGAAGAAUCUGUACUUUUGCAGGCGGCAUGCACCGCUAGACAAAGAUUCCCAAUUUAUAUUCUGCACAUAUGAAGAUCCCGAGAGCGGUCCCUGUAAACAUGUCAUGAGGAAAGGCAUGUCGACGACCUUGUGUCCCGCCCACAAGUCAAUCUCGGUCACCAAAGUCAAGCGAAAAUCUGGCCGAGGUGGCCGAGGUAAUAGAGGCGGUGUACCGCGCCGGGCGCCUGCGAAGCCAAAGGCUUCCGUAGUGUCGGUAGCGGCGCAGGGAGAGAAAGAAGCCAAACCAAGGAAGAAAGCACCCGGCCCUACAGAGCCAAAGGCUCCUGCUCCUGCUGCUGAGGGACAUCAGACUGCCCAGAACGAAACAUCCGAUCCGGAGGUGGAUGUCGAAGACGAAGCGGAUAUGGACGUAGAUGGAGAUGCAGACAAAAACGCAGAUGGAGAUGACGCUGAUGAGGCGGAGGAAGAUUCUUCAGAAGCUGCCGACGAUCCAGAGGUGUCGGAAGACGGGGAUAACGAGAAUGAGAAUGAGAACGAGAACUCGGAUAAUGCUGAGGAGUUGGACCUGGACUCGGAUGCUGAGGAUGGCGAGAAUGGUGACGCGGAGGUAGAUGAGGAUGCGGGUGGCGUGGCUGAAGAUGAUGGGGAUGAAGGUGAAGACGAUCAAGCGGACAGUUUUGAGGAGGAAGAGGAUGAGAAUGAGGAUGCAGAAGAUGAGGAUGAGGACGAUGAAAUGGAGGAGGAUAUUGGCUCAGGGGACGAUGGAGGCGACGGAGGGGAGGAAGAGGACAAACACGAAUCUGAACCUUCUGACAAUGUCAAUGAAGAGGAUGACGAUGAGGAUGCAUAAAGACUGCAUGUUUGCCACUGUCCCGAUCUACAGCUAUUUAUAAACUUUUAGUAGGACUGGCAACAACACGUGGCAGAAUGGCUACAAAACGGUGACUUUCAAUAGGUCGGACAAUCAAAUCGUAUCUCGCCAACCCGAGCCAGGAAACCGAAGCUCGUGAACUGUUCUGUUCCGGCUGCAGUAGACGUUAAGGAAUCGAUGAAACCUGUGUCUAAUCGAGUGCGUAGCUGUGGUGUUCUCAUAAUACUGGUAGUCAACGCUCGUGGCACUUACAUUAUAAGAAACCCACUUACAUCGGAACCGAAAGUGCAGCGGGUGCUUGCUCCGAUACCAACCACUACUUGGAGAUUUGAACCCAAUUCGACCACAGUGCAAAUUCGGACAGGGAAACGAUAGAAAUAAAUAAAUACAUGCGUGGUUUGGAUGCGUGUGCUACAACCGAACUGCCCAAUAAAGCCGCUCAAUAAUACAAAAUAAAGAUUGUAAUUGGAACAAAUUAUUAAUAUGGAUUUCAUAUACAAGGAAAUCGCGUUACACAAAUAGUGUGUAAUCCAAGACGAACAAAAAC
This is a messenger RNA of Sphaeroforma arctica JP610, 1486 nucleotides long. RefSeq lists its product as hypothetical. NCBI's taxonomy places the organism in Eukaryota, Ichthyosporea, Ichthyophonida. The annotation marks the transcript as partial. The transcript is spliced from 5 exons. The record is from RefSeq and is a predicted model, not a curated record.